Messenger RNA from Phyllostomus hastatus (greater spear-nosed bat), 684 nucleotides. It is a transcript of the gene HDGFL1, whose product is annotated as HDGF like 1. The record is from RefSeq and is a predicted model, not a curated record. NCBI's taxonomy places the organism in Eukaryota, Metazoa, Chordata, Mammalia, Chiroptera, Phyllostomidae. Bases 1 to 684 code for a protein of 227 amino acids. Gene Ontology annotation, biological process: regulation of transcription by RNA polymerase II. Gene Ontology annotation, cellular component: nucleus. The transcript has a single exon. Gene Ontology annotation, molecular function: double-stranded DNA binding; transcription coregulator activity.
AUGUCAGAUUACUACUCGCCCAAGUACCAGAGCGGAGACCUGGUGUUCGCCAAGUUAAAGGGCUAUGCCCACUGGCCUGCCAGGAUCGAGCACAUGGCCGAACACAACCGAUAUCAAGUGUUCUUCUUUGGGACCCACGAGACCGCUCUCCUGGGCCCCAAACACCUCUACCCGUACAAGGAGUGCAAGGAGAAGUUCGGCAAGCCCAACAAGAGAAGAGGCUUCAGCCAGGGGCUGUGGGAGAUCGAGAACAACCCCACCGUCCAGGCCUGCAACGACCAUCGCCCCAAAGAGAAGAUCAUCUCUGAGGGGCCAGCGCUAGUGCCACAGCCUGAGGCCUCCGAGGCCCCUGAGGCCCAGAAGAGUGAUGCCCAUGGCGUAGAAGUGAACGGCGAGCUGGGCAUUGACGAACUGGGCCAGGAGCAGGACGAGGUGGGUCGGCUGAAGAGGAUUGCGGAGGAAAUGCUAGAGGAUGCCCCCAAACGUCCCAAGGAGUCUGACCCAGAAGGCAAAGAGGAGGAGGUGGCAGCUGCCUGCGAGGAUGUGAGGCCACUCCUGGUGAAGGCACUGGAGCCAAGCCCUGCCUGGGGGCCGCUACAGGAAGAGGGGGAGUUGCAGGAAGAAGCCCCUGAGGUGGAGGAGGAAGCUGAGAUCCCGGGCGACGGAGACCGGGAGAGCCUGUAG